AUGCUUAGACCUGAGAUUGUCCAACAAACUACUGAGAAGGUGAAACUGGUUUGGGAGAAGACGAAAGCUUCACAUAGUAGGUAUAAAAGCUACCAUGAUAAGCGGAGAAAGGAUCUUGAGUUUCAAGAGGGAGACCAUGUAUUCUUGAGAGUCACUCUAAUGACCAGUGUAGGACGUGCUUUGAAGUCGAAAAAGCUUACUCCUCGGUUUAUUGGUCCGUAUCAGAUAUCCGGGCGAGUUGGACCCGUUUCUUAUAGAGUGGCGUUGCCACCGAAUUUGUCAAAUCUACAUGACGUGUUCCAUGUUUCACAACUUCAGAAGUAUGUUCCAUAUCCUUUGCAUGUGAUUCUGAUGGAUGAUGUUCAGGUGAGGGAUAGCCUUACAAUUGAGGCUCUACUUAUAAGGAUUGAUGAACAAGAAUUAAAACAGUUGAAAGAAAAAAAGAUUGCUCUCGUGAAGGUAGUAUGGGGAGGCGCUGCCAGAGGAAAUAUGACUUGGGAGUUGGAAAGUAGGAUACGAGAGUUAUAUCCAGAGUUGUUCACGUCAGUUGUGGUUGUGUUAUGUUAA
Messenger RNA from Lathyrus oleraceus (garden pea), 567 nucleotides. RefSeq lists its product as uncharacterized. The transcript has 2 exons. Bases 1 to 567 code for a protein of 188 amino acids. NCBI's taxonomy places the organism in Eukaryota, Viridiplantae, Streptophyta, Magnoliopsida, Fabales, Fabaceae. The record is from RefSeq and is a predicted model, not a curated record.